Pyricularia pennisetigena is the source of this 2253-nucleotide messenger RNA. RefSeq lists its product as uncharacterized. Bases 1 to 2253 code for a protein of 750 amino acids. The transcript has 4 exons. Gene Ontology annotation, biological process: xenobiotic detoxification by transmembrane export across the plasma membrane. NCBI's taxonomy places the organism in Eukaryota, Fungi, Ascomycota, Sordariomycetes, Magnaporthales, Pyriculariaceae. Gene Ontology annotation, cellular component: membrane. The record is from RefSeq and is a predicted model, not a curated record. Gene Ontology annotation, molecular function: xenobiotic transmembrane transporter activity; antiporter activity.
AUGUCCAGGACGAGAAACGACAGUGUAAACCCUGAAAACGAGCCGGGUGACCGUAGGACCUCGGUUCUCUCCAUGUUCUCGUUCCGAGAGCGACAUGGAUCUAUCUUAAGCGGUAUUACCGACAUCAUACCUGAGAACCUGCCUCUUCCGUCCUCGUUUGUACCGACUGCACCUAUCGUCCAAGAGAUUCUCAGGAGAGACAUAGCCGAGUGCUCGGAAGCAGACCACGACAAUGAAGACGAUGAAGAUGACCAAGCUCACGAGCAUCGCAGUGGAAGCAUCAGCCAUAGCCAAACGCCACCCCGUGAUAUUGAUGCCGGCCCAAGCCAUCAUCAUGCCCCAACCACAUCCUCAGAUGCCAAACUGGCUUUCCACCCUAACGGGGUUGCCUAUGGCCUCUCGGGCUUCUCGGCCGUCUCGAUCCAAGGCGUCGACCGUCCUGUCCCGAACCCACAGGAGCUGCAACAGUCUCUGGCUGCCGAGGUAGACCUUCUCCGAGACAACGACCUGAUCCCCGCACGCUCUUCAGGGCAGCGGCGUCGAAGCAGCGCCACCUUCUCCGGACGCAUGUACCGCCGCUUCCUGAGCACCCGGGUCCGCGACCACGACCAGCCUAUCGACAUGUUCUCCUCCGACGUCUUCCGAUCAUCCAGCCAGUCGGUCCCCCCGGACGAGCGGGCACCGCUGCUCACCCGCCCCCGCCGCCGCCGACCCAGCACCGACACGGAGGAGACGCUAGGCGAGAGCGACGGCGACUCGGAGGCGGUCAGCGACAGCGAGGAUGAGUCGGUCCCGACGCCGCCGGCGGAGCAAGUGCACCAGAAGUGGGACUCUGCAGUUGCUGCGCAGAUACUCCGCACGACGUGGCAGCGCGAGGCCAAGACGCUGGUGCAGUACUCUGCGCCGCUGAUCGUCACGUUCCUGCUCCACUACUCGGUGACGGUAGCGAGUGUGCUCACGGUCGGGCGCCUGGGCAUGCUGGAGCUGGCGGCGGUCAACCUAGCGACCAUGACGGCGUCCAUCACGUGCUACGUCCCCGUCCAGGGGCUGGCGACGUGCCUGGACACGCUCUGCGCGCAGGCAUACGGGUCCGGGCACAAGCACCUCGUCGGCCUCCAGGCGCAGCGCAUGACGUGGUUCCUGUGGAUGCUCAUGGUGCCCAUCGCCGUCCUGUGGUGGUUUUCGGGCCCCAUCCUGGAGAAGCUGGUCCCCGGCGAGGAGACGGCCGGCCUGUCGUCGCUGUACCUGAGGGUGCUCAUCCUCGGCAUGCCGGGCGUUGCGGCCCUCGAGUCGGGCAAGAGGUUCGUCCAGGCCCAGGGCCUGUUCCACGCAACGACCUACGUGCUGCUCAUCACGGCGCCGCUGAGCUUUUUCCUGAACUGGCUGUUUGUCUUUAGAUUUGGCUGGGGUUUCGCUGGGUCUGCCAGUGCCAUGGCCAUUGUACAGAACCUGAUCCCGAUCCUGCUGGUGUUUUAUGUUGUCUUUUUUGAGGGGAGAGAGUGCUGGAGUGGGUUCUCGUGGAAAGCUUUCAAGAACUGGGGUCCCAUGAUAAAGCUAGCACUCCCCGGCAUGAUUAUGAUUGAAGCACAGUUCUCGGUCCUUGAGAUCCUCACCAUCGCCGCGGGUCAACUUGGAACCGCUCAUCUCGCCGCUCAGAGUGUCUUGGUUACAGUUACCUCGACAUCGUUUAAUAUUCCUUUUCCAUUGGCCAUUGCAACAUCCACACGGGUUGCAAACCUCAUCGGAGCAAACCUCGGCGAUGCUGCUAGGACGACGACAAAAGUGGCUAUUUUUGCUGCACUUGCAGUCGGCGUCUUCAACAUGAUCAUGCUCAUUGCACUCCGCCGAGUCUUGCCCGCCGUGUUCACAGACGACGAGAGGGUGAUCGACAUUGCUUCCAAAACCAUGAUCGUCUGCGGAAUAAUGCAAAUCUUUGAUGCCCUGGCUGCCGUGUCACACGGCAUUCUCAGGGGCGUGGGCCGGCAGGCCAUCGGAGGCUACGCGAACUUGUUUUCGUACUACUUUGUGGCCCUUCCGGUCUCGCUCUCGACCGCAUUUGCGUUGGGCUGGAAGCUGAGUGGUCUGUGGGCCGGCUUGGUCUCUGGGCUUGCAGUCGUGUCUGCCCUCGAGCUGUUGUACCUGUACAACUCGGACUGGGAGAGUGCCAUUGCCCAGGCCGCGGCCAGGAUGCGUUCGGAGGAGGUCGAGAUCGUUGAGCCAAAGGCCGCAGGGACUUUGGGGCCGAACCAGUGA